AUGGAGAUUUACAUAUUUAAAAUUCAAAAUGAAUUAUAUCAUCAGAUUGGUGGUCUAAUGCUAAAAGAUAAUGAUCAAAAACUAACAUUUACUCAGAAUUAUUUUUAUGAUUUAAAUAUGAAUAAUCAAUUUCAAAGAAGACAAAAAAUAUUUUUAGAUUUGAAUGCUGAAAUACUUAAAGAAAUGCAAAUUAAAGAAGAAAUUAUACAAAAUAUUAGCCAUUUUGAAGCAACCCAAUUUUUUAAAAAACUUGAUUUAGAAUCUGUCUUAACAAAAGAUAAAAGUAAAAAUAGAGCGUAUACAUCAGAUAGAGAAGAUAAUAAAGUUAAUUUUAUUAUUCUUGAUGAUGAUAAUAAUAAUGAGAAAAUUAAAUCUGUAGAUAAUGAUGAUUAG
Messenger RNA from Funneliformis caledonium, 393 nucleotides. The record is from the annotation of a GenBank genome assembly. Lineage: Eukaryota; Fungi; Glomeromycota; Glomeromycetes; Glomerales; Glomeraceae.